Messenger RNA from Rhododendron vialii, 827 nucleotides. RefSeq lists its product as uncharacterized. The record is from RefSeq and is a predicted model, not a curated record. Lineage: Eukaryota; Viridiplantae; Streptophyta; Magnoliopsida; Ericales; Ericaceae. The coding region runs from base 288 to 827 and encodes 179 amino acids. The transcript has 3 exons.
ACUAUUAACUACCCACUAGCGCCCAGGGUAGUCACCCCCACUUCAAGUUGCUCCUCCCUCCCUCAGAAAAGGAUGAGAAAAACAGGAAAGAGGAAGAAGAAGUUGAUCCCACUACUGGCAGUACCCCCCUCUCCUUAAAAUCAUCCAACUACCAAAACCAAACAAACAAACCCACCUCGUAUCCCUCAUUCCAGAGUACCCUCUUUACUUCCCCAUUACCCCCACCUCGUCCUAAGCGUCAAAACCCACAAACAAAACAAAAACAACAAAAAGGAAAAACAAAAACAAUGUGCUAUGUGGGCAAAGCCACCAAGAUCUUCAUCUUCAUAGUGGCGGCACUGGUGGUUACUGGGCUCGUCUUGGGAUUCGGGCUCUUUCGGUCCGCCCUUCACAAGUCUCACAAAUGCUCCGGCGACUCCUGCAACGACCAGGCAUCACCGGCGGUUUUCCCAAAUCCCACCACCCCUUCUACCCCUACCUCCGCCAGUACUCUUACCCCCACCCCAAAUCCCAGUUCCAACCCCUACCCACCUCCGCCAGCCCCAAAUCCCGGCUCAACCCCGACUCCGCCGCCUCCUCCGCCUGAAGUUAUGCCUCCGCCUCCGCAGCCGGUGGUUGUCGCGGCAGCUCCGCCGCCCAAUUUCGGUCCUCCAAGCCCAGUGGUGACUCCAGGUCCAGUGCAAAGCUCAGUUGCUUUGACAGGCGAGGACACUUUUGAGGGGCCGAUAAUCCUACGGGUACCGACAGCUAUAAUACCGAUGGGUAUCGACGGCAUUGUGUGGCCCACUAUAGAAUGUGCAUUUUCUCUUCACAUAGCUUACGUUUGA